Messenger RNA from Brassica oleracea var. oleracea, 743 nucleotides. RefSeq lists its product as uncharacterized. The transcript is spliced from 2 exons. The coding region runs from base 83 to 709 and encodes 208 amino acids. The record is from RefSeq and is a predicted model, not a curated record. NCBI's taxonomy places the organism in Eukaryota, Viridiplantae, Streptophyta, Magnoliopsida, Brassicales, Brassicaceae.
UUAUAUCAACAAAUAAAAGCCAUUCAUCGCCAAGAAAAAAUAAAACAAAGUCUCACCAAAGAGUUCUCUAGAAUCAUAUUCAAUGGCGAUUAACAACAAGCUUCCAUUUCUUCUCCUUCUCUCCAUCAUCCUUCUCUUCCUCAACCACCCUGUGCUUGGCGACACUGAUGAAGAGGACGUUCUUUUCACAGGCAUCAACAGCUACAGAACAUCACAGAAUCUCACAAUCUUAAACAAGAACGAAAACGCAGAGUGUCUAGCCGACGAACUCGCCGAGCAGUUCAAGAACAGACCAUGUACCAACAACACUGGCUCAGCCACAGUACCUGGAACCGAACCACAGUUCGCAGAUUACCCUAAGAUUCUAACUAAAUGCCACUUAAACGUGUCCGACACAAGAGACGGUUCGAUUAUGCCCGCAUGUGUUCCUCGUUUAGAGUCGAGCCUUGUCCUCACAAACUUCACCAAGUCGCAAUACUCUAGGAGUUUGAACGAUUCCAAGUUUACAGGAAUGGGUAUUGGUAAAGAAAAUGAUUGGAUCGUUGUGGUUCUUACUACCAACACACCAGGAGGAAGCUAUUCUACAGAUACAGAUACAAAAGAUGAUCAUGAUGAUGAUGAUGAUGAUUCUAGUGGCUUCACCUUUAGUAUUGGCCUCGUUAAUUAUUUGCUAGUUCUCAUCAUGUCCUUUUGUUUCUUCCUCUGUUGAGAUAUCUAUCACAUGUUUUGAGUUUGUUUUAGUC